Messenger RNA from Ilex paraguariensis (yerba mate), 1632 nucleotides. The record is from the annotation of a GenBank genome assembly. NCBI's taxonomy places the organism in Eukaryota, Viridiplantae, Streptophyta, Magnoliopsida, Aquifoliales, Aquifoliaceae.
AUGGACGCCUUAUCUUCCACUUUCGUCUUUCCAUUGUCCGACACAAAACCUCUUCCCUCUCCUAUCACCACCACCAAAACCUCUUUAUCACCACAACCACGCCUCCCUCUUUUUACUGUUUCCUCCUUCAUUAAAGAAAAAUCCACUUCAAAGAACUACAAACCAUCAACAUACCCUUCAAAACCCACUUCAAAAAAAUCAACACCACUAGCUCCACCAACGGCGAGGCCAGUGGAGCGGUCUCUACCGGCGAUCAUCUUCAAAAUAUUCGAUGACAUCAUAAACAACUUCAUAGAUCCUCCACUCCGACCAUCGGUAGAUCCAAGAUGUGUACUCUCCAACAACUAUGCCCCCGUCGACGAACUCCCUCCGACGGAGUGUGAAGUGAUAUAUGGCUUCCUCCCAUUAUGCCUCGAUGGUGCGUACAUUCGAAACGGUCCAAACCCUCAGUUCCAUCCUCGUGGACCCUCCCAGCUCUUCGACGGCGAUGGAAUGCUUCACUCUAUCAAGAUUUCCCAAGGUCGAGCCAUUUUCUGUAGUCGCUACGUCAGGACCUACAAGUACGUAGUGGAGAGAGACACCGGCUCUCCGGUGAUCCCAAGCCUCUUUUCCGUCUUCAUUGGCCUCACCGCCUCUGCGGCGCGUGUAGCAGUAACCGCCGCCAGAGUAUUUGCCGGAAAAUUCAACUUCGUCAACGGCAUUGGCGUUGCAAACACCAGCUUGGCUCUCUUCGGUGGUAGGCUCUACGCUCUCUGCGAAUACAACCUCCCUUACUCCGUAAAAGUGGCCGGAGACGGCAUUGUCGUAACCUUAGGUCGCCAUGAUUUCGACGGCAAGAUUUUCAUGAGCAUGACAGCACACCCUAAGAUCGAUUCUGACACCGGCGAAGCCUUCGCUUUCAGGUACAAUGCUAUGCCACCGUUCUUAACCUUUUUCCGAUUCAAUUCCGACGGGACAAAACAAGCUGACGUCCCAAUCUUCUCCAUGGCACGUCCUUCGUUCCUUCACGACUUCGCCAUUUCAAAAAAGUACGCCAUAUUUUCCGACACACAAAUAGGGGUGAACCCAGUUGACAUGAUCGUCGAAGGUGGAAUUCCGAUGCGUUCAGACCCAGAAAAACUGACUAGACUCGGAGUAAUCCCAAGAUAUGCUAAGGAUGAAUCAGAGAUGAGGUGGUUUGAUGACGAGGACGGCGGCAAUACAGUGGUGAUGGUGGCUCCAAACAUAUUAUCGGAAUCUAGACUUUGCAGUGAUCAAUCCGGCUUAUGUGGCAUGAGGGUGGAGAAGAACAGGUAUGCGUACGCAGCGGUGGGGGUUUCAAUAGUAGCGAAGGUAUCAGGGAUGGUGAAGCUCGAUGUAUCAGUAUCAGAAGAUGAUCGUCGUGACUGCAUAGUGGCUAGCCGGAUGUUCGGACCCGGCUGCUACGGCGGCCAGCCCUUCUUCGUGGCAAAGUCGCCGGCGAAUCCACAGGCCGAUGAGGACGACGGGUACGUAUUAACUUACGCGCAUGAUGAGAACACAGGAGAGUCUAAGUUCUUGGUCAUGGCCGCCAAGUCGCCGGAUUUUGAAAUUGUUGCCGCCGUGAGGUUGCCCAACCGUGUGCCCUACGGCCUGCACCUGAACAAGCUGUGA